Solanum pennellii is the source of this 606-nucleotide messenger RNA. RefSeq lists its product as uncharacterized. The record is from RefSeq and is a predicted model, not a curated record. The coding region runs from base 1 to 606 and encodes 201 amino acids. The transcript is spliced from 3 exons. Lineage: Eukaryota; Viridiplantae; Streptophyta; Magnoliopsida; Solanales; Solanaceae.
AUGAGUAUUAAUGCUCCGAAGCUAAGGUCAUUUGUCUUUCGUGGCGAUAUACAAUUGAUACAUCUUGAAAAUGUCCCUGUUCUUUCCAAUGUUCUGUAUGCGCCUAGAGAAUUAGUUCUACAGGACGAAGAUGAUUUUGUCGAUAAUGGAUCAACUGAAGUUAUACCAACAAGGCUUCCAUCAGCUCUUAACUGUCUGAAACGCCUAUUCAUGUCUUGGAUUACUCUUGGAGAGUUUUUUGAGCUUUCGUUUGCUCUUUGCAUAAUACGAAGCUCUCCAAAUUUGGAAGAAAUUGAAAUCAAGGAAUGUAUCCUUAGUGAUGGAGAUUAUUUCGAAUCUGUGCCCCAGGAGGUUGUUGAUGAGAUUCCUGCAAGGUUUUCGGAUAUCACAUUUAAUCAUCUGAGGACAGUUAAGUUUUAUGAUGUACUAUUAGAAGAGGUUGAAAUGCAGCUUAUCAAGGUUUUAUUGGCAAAGUCUCCAGCACUGGUGAAAAUGGUAAUCAAGCCUCCUCAAAUGGAAACUAACAAAUCUCUCGACGUACUCGCGGAGAUAACAAAGUUUCAACGGGCAUCAUCUAAAGUAGAAGUUGUGUAUCUUGUUGAUUAG